Archocentrus centrarchus (flier cichlid) is the source of this 1494-nucleotide messenger RNA. RefSeq names its product melanocortin-2 receptor accessory protein 2A. The record is from RefSeq and is a predicted model, not a curated record. Gene Ontology annotation, biological process: protein localization to plasma membrane; regulation of adenylate cyclase-activating G protein-coupled receptor signaling pathway. Gene Ontology annotation, cellular component: endoplasmic reticulum; plasma membrane. NCBI's taxonomy places the organism in Eukaryota, Metazoa, Chordata, Actinopteri, Cichliformes, Cichlidae. Gene Ontology annotation, molecular function: signaling receptor regulator activity; type 4 melanocortin receptor binding; type 3 melanocortin receptor binding. The transcript is spliced from 4 exons. Bases 131 to 838 code for a protein of 235 amino acids.
AUUUUGGCUAUCUACUGGAAAUCCCUCAGCAUGGGUUCGAGGAGGCGAGCAUCUUACAGUGUAAUCUCCUCAUCGCCGGGAGUAAGUGAGGCACCAGUAGAGGCUGUUGGCACGCAAAAAUUCGGUUGAAAUGUCCGACUUCCACAACCGGAGCCAAACCAGCGCACGUCGCAGUGACUAUGUGUGGCAGUAUGAAUAUUACGACGACGAAGAGCCCGUGUCGUUUGAGGGACUCAAAGCGCACAGAUACUCCAUCGUCAUCGGCUUUUGGGUUGGACUCGCUGUGUUCGUGAUUUUCAUGUUCUUUGUUCUCACUCUGCUCACAAAGACAGGAGCGCCACAUCAAGAAAACCCAGACUCGGUUGAAAAGCGUCAUCGACCGGGGAGCUGUCUGGUAGACAUUGAUGGUCACCAAGAUGAAAACGACAAAGCCUUCUCACGCCCAUUGCUGGCGGGGUCCCGUUCAUAUUUUAACUUCUACAUCAAUGAGGAGGAUAAGGGUCAGGGGAAGCAAAAAGCAGAAGAAAAGAGAGCUGGAAAGCACACUGGGGCCCGAGCCCAGCAGGGAACCUUCAGCCGGAACAGAGGUAUCAGCUCCUCUGGGAUGGACGAGAUGGAAGAAGACACUGAGGAAGCUGGAGUACACCAACAGCUUACUGGACUAAUAGAACAGAGUAAGUCAGACAGAGAGUGCACCUUCCUUUCUCAUUUCAACAUCCCUAACUUUGUCAACUUGGAUCACAGUUCCACACUCGGAGAGGAUGAUCUGCUAUAUGAGCCAUCAGCCAUAUUAGAGCGCCAGUCUAAAUCUCACGAUGCUCACUUUGACAUCCACUAAGGCUCCUUCUGCAGAUAAGCAUGGGUAUAGUGGUACCGUAAUAUCAUUUGCUUUUUCAGAGAGUCAUUUAUGACCUGACAGUGGGAAAUAUAUUCAUCCCUAAGCUUCUGUGCUUGAAGUUUUUUGUUUUUGUUUUGUUUUGUUUUGUUCAGCAUUUCAGCUAUCAUAAAUUCAAGUCAUCAACCUAGAGGGCACAAAAUAUAGCUGACAGAUCAAUAUUCAGUGCAACUCAACGUUAUAAGAUUAUAACUCUUCCUGUGGAUGAAAUUGCUUCAGAAGAGAUACCUCUUACUUUGAGUACUGGGCUCCAGAAAUGGAUGCAGCUGUGCUGUACCUGGAUGAGAUGACAUUUCCACAGAGGAACAGAAAAAACUGAAAGAGCACCAGGGUCACAAAGGAGAUAUUUUUUUGUAGCUCUGUAGAAUUCGUUCUGCUGUUAUUACUGUCUUGUUUACUUGUAGAAUUCUGAACCCUGGGCAUUAUCUCUCAAAAAAAGAAAGAAAUGCCAGUUUGUCUGCCAACAAGAAUAAUAGCGGUGAAAUAAACAAUUUUUGUUCUGAGAUUAAAUGUUUGGAAAAGGUGAAGUGUAAUUGUGUAAUACUGUGUAAUUAGUAGUACAAAAUCAAAUAUAUCAGAAUAGGGGAACCUGAGACAUG